Molecule: messenger RNA, 11675 nt
Organism: Centropristis striata (black sea bass)
Lineage: Eukaryota; Metazoa; Chordata; Actinopteri; Perciformes; Serranidae
Gene: cacna1aa
Product: calcium channel, voltage-dependent, P/Q type, alpha 1A subunit, a
Exons: 48
Coding region: 1-7548 (2515 amino acids)
Biological process (GO): calcium ion import across plasma membrane; chemical synaptic transmission
Cellular component (GO): membrane; voltage-gated calcium channel complex; neuronal cell body
Molecular function (GO): high voltage-gated calcium channel activity; calcium ion binding
Source: RefSeq, a predicted model, not a curated record
AUGGCGCGGUUCGGAGAUGAGGUACCGGCCAGGUACGGCGGAGGGCCCGGCGGAGGGGGCCCGGGCGGCCGCGGUGGUAGCAGGCAAGGAGGACCCCACGGACACGGUCACGGACACGGACACGGGCACGGACACGGCCAUGGCCACGGUCCACCUGGAGGGCCCGGGACCCAGAGAGUGUACAAGCAGUCUAUGGCGCAGAGAGCCCGGACUAUGGCCCUCUAUAACCCCAUACCCGUGCGCCAGAACUGUUUCACUGUCAACCGCUCGCUGUUCAUCUUCAGUGAGGAUAACUUCGUCAGAAAAUACGCCAAAAAGAUCACCGAAUGGCCUCCAUUUGAGUGGAUGAUUCUCGCCACCAUCAUUGCCAACUGCAUCGUCUUGGCUCUGGAACAACAUUUGCCUGAUGGGGACAAGACGCCACUCUCUGAGCGCCUGGAUGAUACAGAGCCGUACUUCAUAGGGAUCUUCUGUUUUGAGUCUGGAAUAAAGAUUCUGGCGCUUGGUUUCGCCUUCCACAAGAACUCCUACCUGAGAAAUGGAUGGAACGUCAUGGACUUUGUGGUGGUGCUCACAGGGAUCCUGUCCACUGUGGGUUCAGAUUUCGACUUGCGGACCCUCAGGGCUGUGCGAGUAUUGAGACCCCUCAAACUGGUGUCCGGAAUUCCCAGCUUACAGGUGGUGCUCAAAUCCAUCAUGAAGGCCAUGAUUCCUCUGCUGCAAAUUGGCCUGCUUCUUUUCUUUGCCAUCCUCAUGUUCGCCAUCAUCGGCCUCGAGUUCUACAUGGGCAAAUUCCACACAACCUGCUUUGACAAUCACACAGGUGACAUCCGAGAAGAGUUUCCAUGUGGGACAGAGCUUCCGUCUCGGCUGUGUCCAGAAGGCACCAUGUGUAGACAGUACUGGCUGGGACCAAACUACGGCAUCACCCAGUUUGACAACAUCCUGUUUGCUAUCCUCACCGUCUUCCAGUGUAUCACCAUGGAGGGCUGGACUGACCUGCUCUACUAUAGCAACGAUGCCUCAGGGAGUGCAUGGAACUGGAUGUACUUCAUCCCCCUCAUCAUCAUCGGCUCCUUCUUUAUGCUCAACCUGGUGCUGGGUGUGUUAUCAGGGGAGUUUGCCAAAGAGAGAGAGCGUGUGGAGAACAGGAGUGAGUUCCUGAAGCUCAGAAGACAGCAGCAGAUUGAAAGAGAACUCAAUGGUUAUCUGGAGUGGAUCUGCAAAGCUGAAGAGGUCAUCUUGGCAGAUGAUGACAAUGAAAAUGAUUAUGAUGGCUCCCGUAGAAGAGCCACAAAGAACCAUAAGAGCAAAGCUGAGCUGCUAAACCCAGAGGAAGGGGAGGGCGACCUGGCAGUAGGGUCACCAUUUGCCCGGGCCAGCCUGAAGAGCUCCAAGCUUGAAGGAUCAGAUUUCAAGCGGCGGGAGCGGCGGUUACGCUUCCUCAUCCGGCACGUUGUGAAGUCCCAGGCCUUCUACUGGACUGUGCUGUGUUUGGUGGGCCUCAACACUAUGUGUGUGGCUGUGGUGCACUAUGACCAACCAGACCCACUGUCAGAUUUUCUAUAUUUUGCUGAAUUCAUCUUCCUGGGGAUAUUCUUGACGGAGAUGAUGGUGAAGAUGUAUGGCCUGGGCAAGCAGGCCUACCUCAACUCCUCCUUCAACUGCUUCGACUGCAUUGUGAUAUGUGGUAGUAUAUUUGAAGUGCUGUGGUCCAUCAUCCAGCCGGGCACAUCGUUUGGCAUCAGUGUGCUGCGAGCUCUCAGGUUAUUGAGGAUUUUCAAAGUCACCAAGUACUGGGCAUCUUUGCGUAACCUCGUCGUCUCUCUGCUAAACUCCAUGAAGUCCAUCAUCAGCUUGCUCUUCCUGCUCUUCCUUUUCAUCGUUGUGUUUGCCCUGCUGGGCAUGCAGCUCUUCGGGGGACAGUUUAAUUUUGAAAAUGGCACUCCUCCGACCAACUUCGAUACCUUUCCCGCAGCAAUAAUGACAGUGUUCCAGAUCCUGACUGGUGAGGACUGGAACAUGGUGAUGUACGAUGGCAUCAAGUCUCAGGGCGGAGUCAACAAGGGCAUGGCCUUCUCUGUCUUCUUCAUCGUGCUCACACUUUUUGGCAACUACACUCUGCUGAAUGUGUUCUUGGCUAUCGCUGUGGACAAUUUAGCCAACGCACAGGAACUGACUAAGGAUGAGCAGGAGGAAGAGGAGGCUGCCAGUCAGAAGAUCGCCCUGCAGAAAGCCAAGGAGGUGGCUGAAGUCAGCCCACUGUCUGCUGCCAACCUCUCCAUUGCAGCCAACAAAGUACACAGUGAGUGUCACAACGCUACCGACCCCUUUCUGGACUGUAAGGAGCAACAGAAGAACCACAAGGGGAUCAACAAGUCAGUGUGGGAACAGCGCACCAAGGAGCUGAGGAGGCAGACUCUGGUGUCCAGCCGCGAGGCCCUCUAUAACGAGCUGGACCCUGACGAACGCUGGAAGGCAAGGACAGGGAGGGAGGAGCACAACAAUGUGAACUUCUCACGUCACAUCCGUCCGGACAUGAAAACCCACCUGGAUCGACCGUUAGUGGUUGACCCCCAUGAGAACCGCAACAACAACACCAACAAGACCACUGCCAACAGUUCCGACCGCUGCUUUAGCCAGCACCAUCCUGCCGACGAGCUCCACAGACAAACACGCCUCCACGAACACGGCGGCCAAGUAGGAGGGGGUGGCGGUGGAGGAGGCUCGGGUCCAGUCAGGCCUCCCAUGGAGCGGGGCGAGUCCACAGAGAGCAGGCGGAGUCGUAAAGGCGAGCACCACCACCACACUUCUCACGUCCGACUGGAUGCGACGGUUAUUCCCGGACCAGGCUCAGAGGAGAGGCCGUCUAGGCGCCAUCACCACACCCGGAGCGGCAGUCGAGGCGGAGGGCAGUCGGAGCACAGGAAGCCCAGGUCACAUCGAAAAAGCGCGGAGGAUGGUGAGGACGGCGGGGGAGGAGCUGGAAAAACAGGGAGACAUAAGAGCAAAGGGGUUGACGGAGGUGGAGAGGGAGGAGAGCAGGAGGGGGCUGGGGAAGGCGCUGAGAGGAGGCCAAGAAGAAAUCGCCAUGGCAACCAAAUGGACAGCGAGGGAAAGAGGAUGUGCCAGCACAGAAGGAAGGAUUGUAGUGUCCCUAACCUCUCCACUACACGGCCCAUUCAGAAGAGCCUCUCCAGGCAGGACAGCCAGUACAGUGAGGAUAUGGACAACCUCAUGAAUACCAAACUGGUCUCUGGCUCUACCCCACCCAGCGAUGGUCACCCCCCAGUUCCCAAGCACGCGGUGGCCCCUGCCUUUGGAUCUGCCCUCCAUCUUGCUAACAGUGGCACUCAUGGGAGUUUAGUCACAUUGGAUAGCUACGGGAGCAUCGCCCAUCACCGUACCAACAGUGUCAUCAGGCUGCCUCACCCUGACUACACAGCUGUAGACAUGCCAAUUUUUCCUUCCACCAAUGCCAUACUGCAGGUCAAUAAGAAUGCCAACACGGAGCCCCUGCCAGCCAAGGAGGAUAAGGAUGAUGAUGAUGAUGAGAAGGGAGGGGAAGGAGGACCCCGGCCUAUGCCUCCCUUCAGCUCCAUGUUCAUCCUGUCCACCACCAAUCCGUUUCGGCGGGCGUGUCACUACAUCUGCACCCUGCGUUAUUUUGAGAUGUGCAUCCUGCUGGUCAUUGCCAUGAGCAGUAUUGCCCUGGCUGCUGAAGACCCCGUCUGGCCCGAAUCCCCUCGCAACAAUGUUCUACGCUAUUUCGACUACGUCUUCACAGGGGUAUUCACAUUUGAGAUGCUGAUAAAGAUGGUGGAUCUGGGCCUGGUCUUGCACCAGGGCUCUUAUUUCCGGGACUUGUGGAACAUCCUUGACUUUAUAGUGGUUAGUGGUGCUCUGGUGGCCUUCGCCUUCACGGGGAGCAGUAAGGGAAAAGACAUCAGCACUAUCAAGUCUCUGAGGGUACUGAGAGUGUUGCGACCUCUGAAGACUAUUAAACGUCUUCCCAAACUCAAGGCUGUGUUUGACUGCGUUGUGAACUCCCUGAAGAAUGUGCUCAACAUCCUGAUUGUCUACUUACUCUUCAUGUUCAUCUUUGCUGUGGUGGCUGUGCAGCUUUUCAAGGGACGCUUCUUUUACUGCACUGAUGAAUCCAAAGAGUUUGAGCGCGACUGCAGGGGCGAGUAUCUGGUAUAUGAACGUGAUAACGAAGUGAAGGCGCAGAAGCGGGAGUGGAAGAAGUACGAUUUCCACUACGACAACGUGGCUUGGGCCCUCCUCACCCUCUUCACCGUGUCUACCGGAGAGGGGUGGCCGCAGGUGCUGAAGCAUUCAGUGGAUGCGACUUAUGAGAACCAGGGCCCGAGCCCGGGGUACCGGAUGGAAAUGUCCAUCUUUUACGUGGUGUACUUCGUGGUCUUCCCCUUCUUCUUCGUCAACAUCUUCGUGGCUCUCAUCAUCAUCACUUUCCAGGAGCAAGGAGACAAGAUGAUGGAGGAUUACAGUUUAGAAAAGAACGAGAGAGCUUGCAUAGACUUCGCCAUCAACGCCAGGCCUCUGACACGCCACAUGCCUCAGAACAAGCUGAGCUUUCAGUACAAAAUGUGGGAGUUUGUGGUGUCGCCGCCAUUUGAGUAUACUAUAAUGGCGAUGAUCGCGCUCAACACAGUCGUACUGAUGAUGAAGUAUGACGGAGCUUCUGAUACCUAUGAAGCUGUGUUAGCCAACCUGAACAUAGUGUUUACCUCCCUCUUCUCCAUGGAGUGUGUACUCAAGAUCAUCGCCUUUGGAGUACUGAAUUAUUUCAAAGAUGCCUGGAAUAUUUUUGACUGUGUGACAGUUCUGGGCAGCAUUACUGACAUCCUAGUUACUGAGCUUGGGAAUAAUUUCAUCAACCUAAGUUUCCUGAGGCUCUUCAGGGCAGCUCGUCUCAUCAAGCUGCUGAGGCAGGGAGAAACCAUCCGCAUCUUGCUCUGGACCUUCGUUCAGUCCUUCAAGGCACUGCCUUAUGUCUGCCUGCUCAUUGCCAUGCUGUUCUUCAUCUACGCCAUCAUUGGGAUGCAGCUGUUUGGGAAUAUCGCCAUUGAAGUGGACGGAGAGAGUGCCAUCAACCAACACAACAACUUCCAGACCUUCGUACAGGCUCUAAUGCUGCUCUUCAGGAGUGCAACAGGAGAGGCGUGGCACGAGAUCAUGCUGGCGUGUCUGGGGAACAAGGAGUGUGACCCCAUGUCAGGGAACACAGAGCCCGAGUGUGGAAGCCAGGUUGCUUACCUCUACUUUGUCUCCUUCAUCUUCUUCUGUUCAUUCUUGAUGCUGAAUCUGUUUGUAGCCGUCAUCAUGGACAACUUUGAGUACCUGACUAGAGAUUCAUCCAUCCUGGGACCUCACCACCUGGAUGAGUAUGUCAGGAUAUGGGCCGAGUAUGAUCCUGCAGCCUGUGGCAGGAUCAGUUGCAGGGAAAUGUAUGACAUGCUGAGGCACAUGUGUCCUCCACUAGGCCUGGGGAAGAGGUGUCCAGCACGGGUGGCCUACAAGAGACUGCUCCGCAUGGACCUCCCUGUGGCCGACGACAACACGGUCCACUUCAACUCCACUCUCAUGGCCUUGAUCCGAACCGCCCUGGACAUCAAGAUCGCCAAGGGUACGGAAGGUGGUAUUGACAAGCACCAGAUGGACGCAGAGCUGAGGAAAGAGAUGAUGGCGAUCUGGCCCAACCUCUCUCAGAAGACUCUGGAUUUGCUGGUUACACCACACAAGUCAGCCACAGACCUGACAGUGGGGAAAAUCUAUGCUGCCAUGAUGAUCAUGGAGUACUACCGGCAGAGCAAGAUCAAGCGCUCGCAGGCUCUUCGUGAUGAGAAUCGAACGCCAUUACUGUUUCAGCGCGUGGAGCCACCUUCCCCCGCCCAGGACGGGGGUCCAGGACUGAACAACGCCCUCCCUCCACCUACGACAACAGAGACUGUCAACAGCCUGCCGGUGGAGGGGGGGGUCCCGGCGAGUCAAUCAUGGGUGACGGUUCGUGCUCAGGAGAUGUCCGAGAAGGUCGGCAGUUGGAGCCCUGAGGGACACCCUGAGGAUAGCCCGGGAAGCAUGACCAACUCUCAGACGGUAGAGAUGAGAGAGAUGGGGCAGGAUGGUUACUCGGAUACUGAGCACUUUCCACCAAUGGAAGGCCAUGGCAGGGCCGCUUCCAUGCCCCGCCUCCCAGGCGACAACCAAACCAUCAAUGACAGCAGUCCAAUGAAGCGCUCGGCCUCGUCGCUGGGCCACAGCAGGUCUGGGCGGGGCCACAGGGACAAGGGAGGGGCAGACGACUACAACAUGGAGCGUGUGCCUGAGGAGGGGAGAACUUCCAGACAUGGACACCGGCGAAAAGAUCGGAGUCAUCGGGCGUCUGAGAGGUCCCUCUGUCGCUACACGGAGGUUGACACAGGCCUGGGCACAGACCUGAGCACCACCACCCAGUCAGGCGACCUCACCUCCAAAGACAAAGACCGCGACAGAGAUCGCGGGCGGUCCAAAGACCGUAAGCACCAUCACCAUCAUCACCACCACCACGGCUCUGUGGACAAGGAGCGCUAUGUAGCAGAGCGAGGGGGAGAGUACGGACAUAGGCACUCCCGCGACAGAGAGCAUGACCGGGAGAGAGAGAGAGAACGGGACCGCCGCUGGUCUCGAUCGCCCAGUGAGGGUCGUGAGUGCAUGACACACAGACAGGGCAGUAGUUCGGUCAGCGGAAGUCCCGUCCCCUCAACCUCGGGGACCAGUACGCCACGUCGAGGCCGUCGACAGUUGCCUCAGACCCCCGCCACACCCCGACCUCAUGUUACCUACUCCCCCGUGGUCCGUAAGGCCAUGCCCACACCGCCUGGGGGGCCACAGGGCCGACCCCCAGCCCCUGCCCCGCGUCGCUUUUCUCCUGAGCCUCCCCAAGGCCAGGGCCCUCCCCCUGCUGGCCUCCCAUUGGCCCACCAUGGCACAUCCCGCCAGAGUCAUCAUCCCCCACCUCGCUGGGGAGACACAGGUGGAGGAGGCGGCUCCAUGGAAGGGGAUGGCUGCUUCUACAACCAGGACUACCAGGACUAUGAGCCCCACCAUGAACCACCUGCCUAUGAGCAGACCCCCAUGCAGGGUGGCAACCCCCACCCUCACCCCCACGCCAACCACCCACUGCCGCCUCCCCCACAACAACAGUCACAUAACCCCCAUCCCCUCCCUCCACCCCAGCCGCACCCUGUAAACAACCCCCACCCUCACCCACCGCCCCACCCACAGCCCACUCGCACCUCACCUAGGACUGCCGGCCACGCGCCCCCUCCCACCACCGCCCUGACCGGGCCUGUACAGGGUCAGAUACAGGCCGCCGCCCAGCGCCGCCUACCCAACGGCUACCGCUCUUCAUCACCUUCCACACAUCUCCAUGGACCCCCACAUACUGGGCCCCACAAGGUCCCCCCUCCAGCCGGGCAUCCUAGAGGUCCCCGUAAGGGCCUGCAUGAACCCUACAGCGAGACGGAGGACGACGACUGGUGCUAGCCUCUGGGGAUGGGGGAGGGGCGUAAGGAGGAUCGAUAGAUGGAGCGAAAGACCAAGACGGGAAGCUCACAGCCAGAGCUCUGACUGCCAAGGGAAACCAUGAUUCUUUCUUUCUUGCCUGUUCAAUUUUUUCCUCUCCUCCACUGCUUGGCAUGUCCCAGUGAUGGUGGGCUAGAAGAAGGGAAAGGUGUCAGGAUGAAGGGGUGGAACAAGAAUGCUGAGGCAGGAUCUGGAGAAACAAGUGGUGUAAGAGGAAACAACCUCCAUGUUCUGCUUGCAUUGUUGUUGCAUUCAUAUCUUGAUGCCAAAUAAGACCAACCUCAAACUGCCGUCUUUAAAGGAUGCAAGCAGGAGGGGUGAUGGACACUAGUCUUUGUGUGUCUUAAAUUAUGCCUCUGGCAACGAGCUACAGCCACUUACAAGAUGUCAAGAGUUGCGACUCGACAAAAGACACUUUACAGUCAGAGACAAAAGAACGACCACUGUUUUUUUUGUUUGUUUGUUUUUUCUUAAAGCUAACUUCAGUUAAGUUAGCUGCAAAAAGAAUCAAAUCUAACCCUCCCAGCCACCAGUUGAAUAUUGAUGAGUUUUAUCAUCUGUGUUUUUAAAUAAGAACCAAACUGACAAAGAGCCCUCCACCUGUAUGAGGUGCGGAGGCUAAGUGGGUGGGAGAGUUGGGGGCGUUGCACCAGGUUGAUGAGUCCCUUUGGUCUAAAUCUCGAGGACAGGAUGGGUGUGUUGGGGACGUUUCCCGCCGUCCCUGGAGAACACCAUCCUCCCAGAAACAAUGUAACCAACCUCCACCCGCAACCUAUGAGAGAAGAAGAACAAAAACUUGGAGAUGGGUUUCAAAAAAACAAAAAAAACAAACAAACCAAUAACUGUUUUCUGCAGUAUUUCUUCUUCUAUUCCUGCUUCUUCUUCCUCCUUCUCUUCUACUUCUUCAAAACAUUGAAGCUUGAAUCUUCUGUUGCACCCCACACAGCUUCGUUUUUUAGACUUGCGGAGUUGUACACCCUGUGGAAUCCUGCAUGAAUGAUACAAAAAAUAAUAAUAAUAGCAACAAUGAGAAUCUACUGUAUGUGGGGGGAAAUUUUACUUGGUACUUUCUGUUGUGCUCUGCAGGGUUUCUCUCUUUUUUUGUUUAUUUUUGUAAAAAUGCCUUUCUGUUUCCUCUCUCUCCUCUGUAUGACAUUCCUCUCUCUGUACCUUCAUUUACACUCAAAUCAAGUGAUAGAAGGCUAUAGGGAGAUUGGGUAGUUACUGUUUGUAUAUUUAGAAGGAACAAAAUGAUUACUUUUUGCUUGCUUGUCUGUAUGUUCUGUACCAGAUGCCUGCCACUGAUACAUCUGGAGUUGCACAUAUUUUUUGUGGAAGUGAAUUUUUGUAACUAAGGUGAUAAAACGGGGAGCAGGGUAAAGUGGAUAAAAGAUAUCCAUAUUGGGGAACAAGUGAUACGAAUCAGUAACAUCUCAAAGUCUUCCAGGGUUUGGGGUUAAAACAGAGAGAAAGAGACCAAUAGAAAGGCGGAGAAAGGAGAGAAACUCUUCAUCUUUGUUUUCUUUGUUAUUGACCGUAAUGAUGGAUAAACAGAUAAUAUAAUAACUAAUAAUGAUCAUGAUGAUCGUGAUAAUGAGACAGAUUCUCCAUAUUUGGUCUGUAUAUUCUGUUCUGUAUGUUUUAAUUUAAGCUCAGCUAAUCAUUUUUCCAACCCUGAGGUGGAGCUCUUACCCCACAGUUGCAUUAUGGGAGAAUGAGUCUGCAGGAGGGCAAACAUGAGUCAGAGAUUAAUACCCAAAGCAGUCAGUUACAAUCGGCAUUCAUUCCUGGGACAAAUAACUCUCUGUCCUUUUCUGCAUUACUGAGUUCACGUUUCGCUCUGAUGAUGAGCUAUAAUCAUGUUACAUGGCGCAAAAAUCAGUACUUUUUACUGUUGAAUCAUCUUCUCUGACUGGAUUAGUGUCUGUUCGUGAGACGUCAUAAUUAAUCUUUAAAAUGAGGAGACGUUACCGCUCUGUUAAAUGUAAUGAAAUGUUAACAGAGGACUUUAUUUUCCUUGUCGUCAGAUAUUUAUCCUCAGUUCUUCUGAUAAAUUUGACAUGUAAAAGCAGAAAUCUGAUUCAAUGAAACACAUUAUGAAAACGGCGUGGACGUGCUGAACGACUGUGCUUCAGGAUGUCAAACGGCAAUUUAUUUAACUUCACAGAAGAGCUGUUAUGAUGCAGGAGUAUCAUCUGUGUAACAGGAACACAGAUCUGUUCAAUUGUAAAUUUGUAACGUUGAAUGAGACACACCAGAAAAUAAGAAAAAUGUCAAGUGGCUGUGAGAGGGGAGUGGGUCGCCUGUCUGUAGCAGAGUUUAAAAAACUGUUCAAAAAACUGUUUAAAAAAACUGCUUAAAUGCAUUUGUUUUGGUUGAAAAAAGGUAGUGGAGAGUCUUUUCUUGUCACUCUAUUUCAAAGACUGCAUAGAAUUAGGAUUUUAAUUGUGAGCCCCCUUUAAAAACUGGUCAAACAAACAGUUUUCUGCAUUUAAAAUGAGUCUCCUCUCCUGCAGAUGCUACAGCAGAGUUCCACCACCGCUUGUGACCUUCUGGUGGCGCUGUGUGACAAACAGUGUCCCUCUAGCUUUUGUACCUCUCCUUUUACUUCACUUCUGAUUCAGAGUUUCACUCUUAGACCGCCUGCUCUGUGUUCACCAUGAGUAAACACAGGCGGCUGAAGGGCACAGCUCAGAUGGGUUGGAGAAAAGAUGUCUGGGCCUGGUCCUGGUCCUAGAAAACAUCUCUAUGUUCUGUGUAUCACUCCUGUAUUUCUUUUUAUUUCCUUCUGUGUGUUUUUCUGUGUGCCUCAAACUAACACUUGUCACUAACGCACACCACUGUCAGCCCCAACGUUAUUAUUUUAUCUAUCUGACCUACGUUUUUUACCUGGAGGCCUAUCACAUGUUGACCAGAGAAUGCACAGAAAAAAUAGACAAGAAAAAAACUGCCUAUUAGUGUCUUUCCAACCUCAGUGGAAUGUCACAGACAAGUAUUUUUUCACAUCACUACACGUAAAAUCAGAAAGCACACUAAGUAUGUAGCUCCUGGUUGUGGUGUGUGUGUGUAAGUGGGGUUUGUGUGUGUGUAUGUGUGUGUGUGUGUGUACAUGGGCGAGUGUGUUUCAGAUCAAUUUUUGGUGUUUUGUUUUCGGGCUUGCUUUGCUUUUUAUUCUUUGUCCUUAGAAUCCUUUUGAGAUCUUAAAAAUGUUUUAGUCUAAUCAUUGUAACGAUCUUUGACUCUGUGUCUGUGUGUGUGUGUGUGUGUGUGUGUGUGUGAGAGUGAUGUCAGCAACCCCCCGAAUGAAACAUGCAAAGCCCCGAACAUUCACCGUCCAUCUUUGUGUCUAUGCUGCAGUGAAAUCCACUAACACGCUGAUUAACCACACAAAGUCUUCAAAAAGCAAUGUAAAGCCGCUACUGAGAAAAAAAAAGUUUUUUAAGUACAAAAGAUUAAAAAAAGGAAAAAAUAUCUAGUUCCAGAAAUGCAUGUGCUAUGUGCAUGCCACACCGUGGGUUAACAGUCAUCUUCAGGACAUAAAAGAAAAAGCAGAUAAAUGAAUUCAGAGGAAUAAAAAAAAAAGAUAUAUAAAUAGAUAGAUGUUUUUAAAAAGCAACGUUUCCUUUUUUCCUUCUAUUUUUGAGAACAAAAAAGGUUAAAAAUUACUUUUAAAAAAAUGUCUAAAGAAUAAAAAACACAAAAGAGACUUUGGUGAGAGUUUGUUUUCUUCUGUUACAUGGGGUUGAGGCGCAACACAACCAUGUUCAGGAACACCACAAAAAAGAACUGUUUUUAAAAAAAUAUAUACAAAGAAAAGAAAGUACAGUUCAGACGAUGGUGUAUUCUCCCUUCUACUUUCUGUGGGGGUCAGGGGGUGCAGGAGCGAGCCAAAUCUGAUGAUGUACUCAUUCAAACUGGCUGUGGAACCUUUGAUCUCUCACUCACUCCCUCUUUUUUCUCUCUCUCUAACUCUGUCUCUCUCACACUCUUAUCUGUCGCACUCUCAAACUGUCUCACCGCUAUUUCUACCAGUGCAUUUUGUAAUUCCAAACAGAACUCUUCCUAAAGAAUAAAAUCCAGAGAGAAUG